Gaeumannomyces tritici R3-111a-1 is the source of this 501-nucleotide messenger RNA. RefSeq lists its product as hypothetical. NCBI's taxonomy places the organism in Eukaryota, Fungi, Ascomycota, Sordariomycetes, Magnaporthales, Magnaporthaceae. The record is from RefSeq and is a predicted model, not a curated record. The transcript is spliced from 2 exons. Bases 1 to 501 code for a protein of 166 amino acids.
AUGGCGGCUCAGCGUCAGAUGGGCGGGGAGCGUCCAAAAUGGAGACGGGGUGACAGGCUCCCGGAGGUUCCCGUUCGCGGCGUUCCGGAGUGGCUACGGCCAGGCAGUCGCUGGAUGGGCGCUGAGGAAGGGAGGGGGCGCCUGCACACCUCGGGACUGGAGCGGAUUGGUGCGCAAGAUCAGGGCGCGGAGCACAACAUCGACGGGGUGUGGUAUUCGUGGUCGCAACGCACGCAGCCUCUGCCGUUCUUGCUCGGACCGCUGGACCGCCAGGGCUCUCUGGGGUCCUUGCCGUGGACCCCAGCACUUUUUUUCCGCCGCGACGUGACACCGCCGACAAAACCGGACGCCGGCGUGCCAAGAGCUGCCCCGAAUCUACUGCAGAACGGAUCCUCUGAGCCAGUGGCCGAGGCCGCAGAUGGCCCGAGAGGCGUGAUGCGGAUCCCACGCACCCACGCACGCCGUGGAAAGCGUCCCCCCAGGGACCGCCCGCGUCCCUAG